Messenger RNA from Brettanomyces bruxellensis, 1212 nucleotides. RefSeq lists its product as uncharacterized. The record is from RefSeq and is a predicted model, not a curated record. Lineage: Eukaryota; Fungi; Ascomycota; Pichiomycetes; Pichiales; Pichiaceae. The coding region runs from base 1 to 1212 and encodes 403 amino acids. The transcript has a single exon.
AUGGUGGUCAAACGUAAGAGACCUUCUCCUUUGAAUUUAGGAAGUGCUCAGCAUUGCCUGGAGGGAAUUCAAAGUUCUCCACGAAUGGCAUCAUUUGCAUUAAGUCCGAGCGAUAAACAACAUGCAAUAGAGCAAAGCAAGCAGAUAGCAUUACGACAACGACGACUCAUAAGCUCAAGUGCAAUCACCCCAAAUGACGUAUACGUGAACUCCGGAGGUUCUUCCGCGGAAACAUCGUCAUCAACAGCAGGCUUUUUUAAUAAUAGUCCAUCCUCGACAACAUCUUCCGGAUCAUGCCACAAAGAGGAGAAUGAAAAGGAUUCACAAUUUGUUGUGAAGGAUACAUCAACCGAGAAAGUACAAGAUGAUACCAAAUUUAAAGCUGCUGCUGAACAUAAUUCAGUUAAGAUACCCGAAAUUAAAACGACCCAGGCGGCAGAAACUAAUAGCACUUCAGAGAUUGACGAGAGUGAGAAUCAAGCAAAAAAGAGGCCACGUCGUGGGGAGCCACCUAGACCGUUGCAUAUCCCACAAAGACAUAAAGCAUUGCUUCGCCAAAGGCAGGUUGUCUCUGCUCCGAUAAAUUCUGCCGAUUGGCAACGAUCCAGAAGGUUCCUUGUGAACAGUGCCGCUCAGAGAUUGCCUCCAAGCUUAGUCCCCAUCAUGCCGUUUCAAGGCAUGGGUCAACAAGCCAUGUAUGCAUUACCAACAUUGCCAAUAGCGAGCGGCAGGGCAUCCUCUUCAAAUAUAAGGGUUGCCGGUGGAUUCAGAUCCUUUGGUUCAGGGCAAAUGUCUCAAAAACGACCUUACAGCAUGAUCCCGAUAGUUUCUGCACAUCCACCUGUAGCUGUGAGGGGUGCCACCAGUGAGGAUUGUACUUCAAAUUCAGAAACUCAGGAUAGAAACAACACAGUUGAUGAUGUUUAUGCAGGAUCAUACAGGAAAAAAGAGCAAGGGAAAGCCUCCGCAAAGAGUGAUCAUGAACAGUCGGAAACGUCAUCAAAAAAAGAUGAAGAUGAGGACGAUUCAGAUGAUCUUGAAUCGAGGGCAAUCGAGGAAGGAGCCGAGGCACCUCAGGAAAAUCUUCAAGGUGUUAUUAGAAUCGGAGAGAGAUUAUAUCGAUACAGUGUUGCUGUUACAGGGGAUAAGGCAAGUGACAAAAAACAUUUCCAUGAUGUUAUGGAUGUGAUAUGGAAGAAUUAUGCUGAAUAG